Messenger RNA from Grammomys surdaster, 614 nucleotides. RefSeq names its product mitochondrial ribosomal protein L14 (gene Mrpl14). Gene Ontology annotation, biological process: translation. The transcript is spliced from 3 exons. The record is from RefSeq and is a predicted model, not a curated record. Lineage: Eukaryota; Metazoa; Chordata; Mammalia; Rodentia; Muridae. Bases 91 to 528 code for a protein of 145 amino acids. Gene Ontology annotation, molecular function: structural constituent of ribosome. Gene Ontology annotation, cellular component: mitochondrion; ribosome.
CAGGCGCAGCGUGCGGGGUGGGGCCUUGCCGGCGGGGUCCGUGGCGGGAGAUUCCCAAGCUGUCAACGCGGUUUGCCAUCUUGGGACCCCAUGGCUGUCCUUCCUGGGCUCUGGGGCUCCUUUGCCCAUGUCAGCAGAGCAUUCAGCCAGCGCUGCUUCAGCACCUCUGGGAGCCUCAGUGCAAUCCAGAAGAUGACUCGGGUCCGUGUCGUGGACAACAGCGCCCUGGGAAACACCCCGUACCAUCGGCCUCCCCGGUGCAUCCACGUCUAUAACAAGAGUGGGGUAGGCAAGGUGGGCGACCAGAUCCUGCUGGCCAUCAGGGGGCAGAAGAAGAAAGCACUCAUCGUUGGACAACGAAUGCCUGGUCCCCGAAUGACCCCGAAGUUUGAUUCCAACAACGUGGUCCUCAUCGAGGACAAUGGCAACCCUGUGGGGACCCGAAUUAAAACACCCAUCCCGACCAGCCUCCGCCGAAGGGAAGGAGAAUAUUCCAAGGUGUUAGCCAUCGCUCAGAACUUUGUUUGAGCAGAGAGGCUCUGAGCUAAGCGGCUAUUCACUCCACACUGGUGACAGUGUCCUGGAACAGAAUAAAUGUUUUACUGUGUGUAUUC